Molecule: messenger RNA, 1745 nt
Organism: Capsicum annuum
Lineage: Eukaryota; Viridiplantae; Streptophyta; Magnoliopsida; Solanales; Solanaceae
Product: protein disulfide isomerase-like 5-2
Exons: 5
Coding region: 35-1417 (460 amino acids)
Biological process (GO): protein folding; response to endoplasmic reticulum stress
Cellular component (GO): endoplasmic reticulum
Molecular function (GO): protein disulfide isomerase activity
Source: RefSeq, a predicted model, not a curated record
GUUGUAGUAUAAAUUAGAAUAGUCCAAAUCUAAGAUGUAUAGAUCCAUCAUUCAUUUUCAUUCAACUGCUCCAAUUUUUUUCAUGAAUAACAAUAAUAUGCUGCUUCUCUUUCUCUCCAUCAUCCUCCUCUUAGCUCCGGCGUCAUAUCCACCGAUCACGGCGGCAGAGACGGAGCAGCAGUUCGCCGUUGAGGGCGGGAAAGUAUUGGAGCUUGAUGAAUCCAACUUCGAUGCAGCAAUUUCAAAGUUUGAUCAUAUUUUGGUUGAUUUCUAUGCUCCUUGGUGUGGCCACUGCAAACGUCUUGCUCCUCAGUUGGACAAAGCUGCUCGCAUUCUUGCUGAUUUGAAGCAGCCCAUAAGUAUUGCCAAAAUAGAUGCUGACAAGUACAAACGUGUUGGUUCAAAAUAUGACAUUGAUGGAUAUCCAACUAUAAAGAUAUUUAUGCAUGGAGUUCCAACAGAUUAUUAUGGACCAAGAAAAGCAGAUUUGCUUGUACGAUUCCUGAAGAAGUUUGUUGCUCCUGAUGUGGCCAUACUCAAUUCUGACUCAGCUAUUAGUGAAUUUGUUGAAGAAGCCGGCACUAGUUUUCCUAUAUUCAUAGGCUUUGGUUUGAAUGAAUCUGCUAUAUCACAUUUUGCAGUAAAAUACAAGAAGAGAGCAUGGUUUUCUGUGUCAAAAGAUUUCUCGGAUAAAACCAUGGAAUUCUAUGAUUUUGACAAAGUACCUGCUUUGGUAGCUCGUCAUCCAAACUAUGAUGAGCAAAGCACCUUCUAUGGUCCCUUUGAAGAAAAGUUCAUUGAGGAUUACAUCAAGCAGAGUUUACUCCCACUGGCUUUGCCCAUUAGUGAAGAAACUCUGAGAUUGCUGAAAGAUGAUGAGAGGAAAAUUAUUCUAACAAUUUUGGAAGAUGAGACUGAUGAGAGGGCCAACAGAUUAGUGAAGCUCCUGAAAGCUGCUGCAUCUGCAAACCGUGACUUCGUGUUUGUUUUUGUCGGGUUCAAGCAAUGGGAAGGGUUUGCUGAAUCAUUUGAAGUUUCUAAGAAAACUAAGCUGCCAAAAAUGGUUGUUUGGGAUGGUGAUGAGGAGUACUUCUCAGUCGUUGGCUCAGACAGUAUAGAAGAUGAAGAUCAGGGGUCCCAAAUAACACGAUUUAUUCAAGGAUACAAAGACGGAAAUAUCGUACAGAAACGUAUUAGCGCUGGUUCAUUCAUGGGUUUCGUAAACUCAAUGAUCGGGGUUGGAACAGUGACCAUCAUAGUGUUUGUGGUUGCGGUGGUGAUGAUCAUCCAGUCUUUGAAAGAGGAACCCUUAACGGUUGGUACAAGGGAUGAGGGAGAUUAUCCUAGCAGCUCCAACUCUCAGCCAGAAGCCAGACAACCACUUCGUUCUGGAGAGAAACAAGACAAGGAAGAUUAAGUUGACAUAAACUUCUCAUUCGAGAAAUCAUGGCAUGGAGGACCAAACUACAUGCUGGUCUCGGAGUACUGUUAAGUUUCCUUCUCACCAUGAUCACAGCCCUUAGUUAUCUUAAGGAAGCUACGUGAACAGCAUACUCUUAGGAAUUCUGUAGUCUGAGCUUCAAUCUGUGUUAUUGAAUGUAACAAUUUAUAUUUACAAAUGUGGAGGCAAUAUUAGUUUCCCACUGUAUAAAUGAGUUUAAAACUAGAGAUAAUUUUGCUGCUAGUUUUUAUUCUACACACUAUUUUUUAGCUAAAUACCACUGCCUAUUUGGCCAUUAAUGAUA